UACUACCUUUGGGUGAAGACAUCACUAGUGCAGCUACAGUAUGUAUUUCUUCAUAACCAUGUUGCUUUACUGAAUAGUCAUGCAGGGUGGUGAAUCACCCUCCUCUGCCGGAGUUUCAUUGUCUUCAAGCCCUGUGGAUCUUAUUGCGACCUCUGUCUCCUCAGCAUUGUAUGAUGCAGCUACCAGCUUGGAGGCGCAGCAGGGCAAUGGUGCUCGAGCACCUCUAGCGGAAGCUCCAACAUCUGUGACGACAGAUGGCGAUCCAGGCAGUCUCGCAGACAUCAGUAAUCAGACGAGCGCUGCACCGGCUUGUACAAAUGACUCCGAAGCAUGUGCUGUUGCGGAUGCCCCGAACUAUGAGGCCUUCGAAGACACUGGGGCCUCUCUUGAUCUGAAGAUUUGGGAACUCAAAAUUGCCCAGGACUUUAUCAACGAGCUUCAUACUGCCUCCCUCGAUGACUCGAAACUCUCCCAAGCGGCAAUCAAACGUCUUCGCAACACUCCUCGCACUGCAACGCCAGAGACAAUGGAUCCAUUGUUGCGAUUAUCCAUUGAGAUAUACCUCGCAACUGAAAAUGCAUCGCAGAAGAUGUACAAUGAAAUACGGGACGCCUUCCAUCGCUGUUAUCCGAAUGACAAGCUCCUGUCAUAUGAUGAGGUUAAGAACUGCCUUGCAGAAUUGACAGGGAUCUAUCCUCUUCUGGAGGAUAUGUGUCCAAACUCGUGUAUUGCGUUUACUGGUCCAUUCAAGAAACUUGAUAAGUGUCCCCUUUGUGGUGCGGCGCGAUACGACGAGCAUAAGCUUGCUGCGAGUGGUGGGAAAGAGAAGGUUGGACGUUCCUUCUAUACCAUCCCUAUUGGUCCACAGGUGCAAGCCCUACUGCGCUCUCCGCAGACAGCGGAGCACAUGCACUAUCGCAAAGAGCUCAUUGCGCAGAUUACGGAGACCAUGAAGAAUGCACAUCCGCCUGGUUUCAUGGAAGCAUAUGAAGACAUUUUUCACGGCUCGGACUUCCUCGCGGUGCAUGAAUGGGGUGAUAUUGGUCCUGAUGACAUUCUCCUUAUGCUGUCUAUUGAUGGCGCUCAACUCUAUCAGAACAAACAGUCGGACUGUUGGAUCUAUAUUUGGGUGGUACUCAACCUCUCGCCGGACCUUCGAUACAAGAAAAAAUAUGUUCUACCAGGCAGUUUCAUUCCGGGCCCUAAUAAGCCCAAAAAUUUAGACUCGUUUCUAUUCCCGGGACUUCAUCAUGUUGCGGCGCUGCAGAAGGAAGGCUUGUCACUAUGGGAUGCAUAUGACAAUCGGACUUUUCUUGCAGCUUUGUAUGUUGCCCUUGCGACGGCCAAUAGUCCUGGUAUGGCUAGUAUUAAUGGGCUUGUUGGGCACCAUGGUGGUCAUGGUUGUCGAGUUGGCUGUCCCAUGUGAGGACGGCAUAAGGAAGGCGGUACACAUUACUUUCCUGCGGCUCUGAAGCCACAUAACUUCAACAUUGCUGGAUGCAGCCAUCCUGAUGUUGAUCUUCGGAAUCCACUCAAUUCGGACCUGCAACGUUAUAUAAGAAACCUCCGUUACGUCC
Molecule: messenger RNA, 1577 nt
Organism: Somion occarium
Lineage: Eukaryota; Fungi; Basidiomycota; Agaricomycetes; Polyporales; Cerrenaceae
Source: the annotation of a GenBank genome assembly